This is a messenger RNA of Lycium barbarum (goji berry), 1162 nucleotides long. RefSeq names its product ethylene-responsive transcription factor ERF109-like. Bases 103 to 876 code for a protein of 257 amino acids. The record is from RefSeq and is a predicted model, not a curated record. Gene Ontology annotation, molecular function: DNA binding; DNA-binding transcription factor activity. The transcript has a single exon. NCBI's taxonomy places the organism in Eukaryota, Viridiplantae, Streptophyta, Magnoliopsida, Solanales, Solanaceae. Gene Ontology annotation, biological process: regulation of DNA-templated transcription; ethylene-activated signaling pathway.
CUAGAAAACAAUCUGAACCCCAAAGACCAAAGUUUUAAGAUUUUUCAAAUUUUCAAGUGCGCAAAGGUCAACCAAGAGAGUUAAACAAAGGAAACAACUUCAAUGAACAAACUUUCACAUCCCAAACUCAGUGACGAAGAAGAGUUUUCAAUCAUGGUUGCUGCUUUAAAGAAUGUUAUAACAGGUAGUACUCACAGUUCUGCUUUCGUGGAUGCAGUUCAAGAAUUUCCUAAUGCUAUGACCACGACAGCUACCAGUGCCAGUGCCACCAUUUCAUCGCCUUCUACGAGUAUGUCUAGUUUUAUUGAGCCGCCCUUGUUUCGCGUUCCUGCAGAGCCGGAGCCUUGUCAAUUCUGCAGGAUAAGUGGGUGUUUAGGGUGCAACUAUUUUGGAACCCCAGUGGCUAGUGAUGAUAAGAACAAGAACAAGACCAAGAUUGUUGCGAAGAAGAAGAAGAAGAAUUACAGAGGAGUGAGACAAAGACCAUGGGGAAAAUGGGCUGCGGAGAUUAGAGAUCCAAGAAGGGCUGUUAGAGUAUGGCUUGGGACUUUUACUACAGCAGAGGAUGCAGCCAGAGCUUAUGACAGAGCAGCUAUUGAAUUUAGAGGUGCUAGAGCUAAGCUUAAUUUCUCAUUUGCAGAUUACACGCAAAUUCAACAUGAUCAGAAUAAUACUACUACAACUUCAUUUUCUUCGCAUCAGCAACAACAAGAGUCUAUGCAGGGAAUUACCACAGAUCUUGGUACUUCUAAAGAAGAAGAAUUCUGGGAUCAAUUAAUUUUAUCGGACAAUGAGGUUCAAGAUUGCUCGAGGACGAUGAAUUUCAAUGGCGGGUUUUCUGAUUCUUCUAAUGGCUAUAUUGCUCAUAGCUUCUGAUCAUUUUCAAUUAAACAAGAAUUGAAAAGGAAAAGAGAAACAGAACAAAAAGAAACUUUUAGUGGAUUAGGGUGUUUUGCAUGCCCCGUGUAGUUUUAUCAAUGUGGGGCAUCUGAAUAUUCCAGUUUUAGGUGUACUUCAUUUUUCAUUCUUUAUUCAGAUUGUAUCGUACUGUAAGGGGCAGUUUGGUUUAAGGGUAGGAAGAUUUUCCCGAUAUAAUUUUUGAGAUUAAACAUAUUUUGUGUUUGGUUGGAGAUAUUAAUGAAAUUUAAUAUGAUUAUUUUUA